This is a messenger RNA of Gigantopelta aegis, 3685 nucleotides long. RefSeq lists its product as uncharacterized. Lineage: Eukaryota; Metazoa; Mollusca; Gastropoda; Neomphalida; Peltospiridae. Gene Ontology annotation, molecular function: zinc ion binding; nucleic acid binding. The transcript has 2 exons. Bases 1685 to 2704 code for a protein of 339 amino acids. The record is from RefSeq and is a predicted model, not a curated record.
UAGGGGCCUAGUUGAAAUAUUUUUCAUGUGUAAACUAUAUUGUAUACAAUGUACAGAAAAAUAAACUAGUUUAUUCGUUGGAUCAAUCUAACUAUUCAUACUAUUAUUCAAGAAAAUCAGAAAGCUGAAGACGUUUUAACACUUGUACAAUACUGAGUUUGCCAAAGUGAAGUGUACAACAUCAGAGGACCAUGAACCAGUGGAGGAGGAAAUUCUGACUCAUCUCUUAUGUGUACCAGAAGUCAUUGCUGUACUUGGAACAUCAUCGAAAUAGCAGCUUGCUGUUCGUUUCUGAACAGUUGGACAUAAAAAGGAUACUUCAACAGCUGAAUCUGAGAAUAUGAGCCUUUUGACAUUUAGUUCCUGGAUGCUGGAUGUGCAUGUAUGUUCGAGGAAUAGGAGUGUUUUAAGCUACUUGUUAUACCCAGACAUUCUUGCUAUAAAUAUGUACUAUAAAUAAAUUGUGUAAAAAAUCUCCCAAGAACUUUCAGCCAAAGAAUUUGUGCAUUUACCAUUAGUGUUUGUGAUUUAAGCUAUACGGGUAUGUUGUACAAGUAUGUUCGUACUGUAACCAUGCACUGAAAACAGAUUUUGUAUAGAAUCUUUCAAAGACUUUUAGCCAAAGAUUUGUAGUAUUUUUCAUCAGUGUUUGUGUUCAUUCCCAGCAGAUGUCCUGUGACCAUUAUGCCUCCUCACGACAAACGUCCGGUAGCCAUCAUUGUGAAAUCAAUUUUUUUUGGUCUUGUUCUCCUUUUAGGCACUGUUUUAAUAGAUUUCCAGGUAUUAGCCAGUACUCAGUAUUCCAAUAGCAAUGAUUCCAUGUACACUGCUAAUACUACAAAUAUUUAUGAUGCAAAGAACAUAUCAAAUGUCACAGAUUUUAUUAACACAAGAAACGUUUAUAAUGCAACAAACGUUUCAUCACCUUCUAGUGCAGAACCUGAAGACAUCUCAAGGUCAACAUCAAGUUCAUUGACCAGUUCUGUACAAGCAUCCCAAACAUCACAUAAAUCCAUGCCUCGAAACAAAACCGAUCACUGGGAGCAGACGUAUGACGUGGCAUCAUGGCUGCUCAAGAAUGGUGGUAAAGUAAAUCUGGCCAUAAUCCCACUGCUUGCUUUCCUGAUCUUUAUAGCCGUUGUUUGCGUGAAGCUCUAUUCAUGGUUCCACUAAAGUUAUCGCUCAAAGCACAGAAAUGCCUAUGUCACGACACAUUUCUCAGAGUACACACAGACUUGGGGUGCGUUCCUUUUGUAACGGAAAUGGGUUUGAAUUAUAUAAGUGAUGUAAGGGAAAUAACUAUUUGUAUAAGUCUGUUAUGUCAUUAUGUUAUUAUGUUAUUGUUAGGUAAUUAAAGUUGGUUAGAGUAAUUAACUAACUGGAUUAAUGUUAAGUUUAUAAAUGGUAGUUAUUAGUGGGGAAAAUAAUUAGGUUGGGUUUGGUCUUGAAUUAUUAGCUGUUAAUUAUUGGUUUUAAAUUAUUUAUAGUCUAGACACCACCAUUGAGUUUUGUAUUAAGGAGUAUAUUAAGUUUAGCUUAGAGGGUUUAGUUUGGCAUACUGAUUCGCUUCUCGGCCUUUUGGUCAUAGUAGUGAGUUUGUUUGGGUUUAGGCGCUCUACACUAAAUCUAAAAUAAAUAAAAUUACUUAUUAGACCCCCAGCUUAUCCCGUUCCAACCAGUGGAAAUGCUGUCUGCCGAAACGAUGGAAAGAGAGACAACUCCUGCCAGCUCCAGUCCCAGUACCAGCGGUGGUGAGUACGCCAAGCCUCUGUUCCUAAACGCUCCGGGCUUCACCCCACCCCUGUCAGGGGAGAUCUGCCGGGCACUAGGCCCCAUCGUCCAUCACCUUCUGGCUGUUGUCCCUAAGGGGCGCAACACCUGGGAGUUGCAUGUUGACUCACAGGAGAUAAGAGACAGACUAGAACUACAGGGCCUUAGUAUAAGAGACAGGUGUCUAGACAUAGGCCCACGCUUCCCAGGAGGCACGUGGGUGCGGAUCAGGGGUCUGCCACUCACUGUAGCGAAUAUCUACGUUGACCAAAUUCUGCAGAGCUACGGCUCCAUAGUUGUGAAAACGGACCACGCCACGUGGAGAAAUACUCACGUGAAAACCGGCGAACGCAGCCUUAAAAUCGAGCUCGUGAGAGACAUACCUAGCCGGCUGAAGACAGCAGCUCACGAGUGGUUCACUGUCAAGUACAGGAAUCAGCCGGAGCUCUGUUUUAGUUGUGGCAAACCCGACCACCACCAGUGGGACUGCCCUGACAGACAGAUAUCCUUCUCGGAUAUUGUAAGAGGAGGGGACCUAGAAAAGGUCGUAGCAGUAGGUGAGUUAAACCCUACCUCUACCCCAGACGCUGACGAGGAAAGCGCUGAUUUAGUCAUCAGCACCGACCCCCAGGAAGAAAUAGAGAAGGUGGAGAGAGAGAUCAAAGAGAGGAUAGAAAGGUUGAGAAAAGAGAAGAAGAAGGAAAAAGCGAGGAAGAGAGAAAGGAAAGGGAAAAGGAAAAGGAAAGAAAGAGAGAUCUUUCUUCGUCGGACGGCACUACGCCGGAGAAGGCAUGUCAUAUGCUCCCCCAGGCCCAACCCCCUCCAGAUCCAAGGGCCAGAAGGCCUCCAAAACUUAGGUUUUGGGAACCCCCCCCCCCCCCCUUCUGUUUUCAACCACCCCCCGACCCGGACUGGACACGGACACCGAGAAUGACAACGAUUUAAACCUAGCUAUGGUAAACGGAACGGACCCGCCCCUGGACUCCCCCACCCCUUUCGCUAUGCGACCAGGAAAAAAAGUGUGUUUCUUUGUGAUGUGUGUUUUUGUUGUGUUCGCCUCUGUGUUUGUUUUCAACCGUGAAAUGUUCUGUGUUUUCGUGUAUUCGCAUGGAGAUGUGCUCACCCGUGUUUCUGUGUUAUUCGAUGGAGUUGUGUCGUGUGCACCCGUGUGUGCCUUGUGUGCGACGGAGUGGACUCAGUCUUGCAUGCCUUUUUUCACUGCAAAAAAAACAAACUUUUUAUUAAACAAAUUGAACCUAUCUUUAAAAAACUCUUAGGCAAUAAAUUCCGUUUAAACCCAUAUGCCAUGAUUUUUGGCAUUAAAUACAAACUUGGUAAUUAUGCAUCGCAGCUAGGAAUUUUUCUCUGGAGCAAAGCAAUAAGGGUAAUAUGGACAACUAGAAAACUAUUAGAGGGAAAUAAGCCAUGUAAUGAAAUGGCACUUUUUAAACACUUGGUUUACUCAAGGGUGGAAACAGAAUAUUUUGCCGCCUUAGAGCGGCCAGACAGAAAAGAAAAAUUCCUUAAACACUGGUGUAUCGAAGAGGUCAUUGCCUCGUGCAAUGACGCCUUCGACAUUACUUAUAAACUAUGAGAAAUAAUGACUAAGUGCACAAAAAUGUAGAAAAACAGACUUGGACCCCCCCGGCUUGUAGCUUUGGGGGCCAGGUCCGCAAACCAGGUUAAUUUCUUGUAAAUAAUUAUUAAAGCAAUACACACUAAUUAUAGUAAAAGAUACAAAAAACACAAGCACGCACUAAAUAAACUGUAUUUAUUAUAAUACAAGCACAAAUAUAUUUAUGUACAUCCUUAUUUUAAUAUUCAAUGAGAACCUGGUUGAUUGUAAAUAGGUAGGAAUUUGAAAAAUAAAUGGGGUACCCGGCAUGUCCGGUGCUGCCUGAAACUGAAAAAAAAA